UGAUUCAUCUGCUUCACAUUAUCAGUUCAGUGUGCCAAAUAGUUCCAGCUCGCUAACAAUUAACUUCAAUCUACUGCUACAUCACCAGUUUCUGGUAUGAAGAUGAGGAAUCUUCUUGUGGGGAUUAUUCUCGGACUUCUUGCUGUUGUCCACACAACACCUAUUGGCACUGUGACCCAGAUCCCCACCAAAGGUGAGGAGGAUUUUCUCGAAGAGGCGGGAAGAGAAGGGUUCCUCGUCCUCACAACUGAAUCACCCACAAGAAAAACAACCAUUCACGUGUCUCAGCAGAUGUCAUUUGAUGCUGAAGGCAGCGAAGACCACUUUGCAACCACAACUCAGACUGUUUCACAUGCUCAGAGCUCUUCCCCCACAGUGUUGUCAAGGGACACAGAUGACUUCAGUUCAGACUCAUCUACUAGCCAAAAUGCUCAGGCUGGCUUUACCUCUUCAUCAGUGCCAGACGAAGCCCAGUCAAGCAUCACCUCAGACUAUAUCUUGGUUUCUCCAACUACAGACCCAGAGUCUGGAAAUAGAGAAAAUGAAGAAUCAGGAGAAGUAACUACCACCAUGGCUGAUCUUACUAGUCAGAAUACUCUACAAAUGUCUACAGAGCCUGAAGAAUCAGGAUCAGGGUUAACAGUAACCACCACCAUGGCUGAUCUUACUAGUCACAAUACUCUACAAAUGUCUACAGAACCUGAAGGAUCAGGAUCAGGGUUACCAGAAGUAACUACCACCAUGGCUGAUCUUACUAGUCAGAAUACUCUACAAAUGUCUAUAGAACCUGAAGGAUCAGGAUCAGGGUUACCAGAAGAAACCAUUGUAUCAUCAACCAUUGAUCUUAUUAGACAAAAUACCCACCAAAUGUUGGCAAAAGCCAUAGGAUCAGGAACAGAAUCGAGCAUUGAAUCAUUAGCCUCCACAGCUUCUCCAAGCGAGGAGGAGAAUCCAGAUAAAAUAGCAGCUAAUCAACGUGUCCAACUGAAUGAAUUAGCACCAAUGCAGAACAGUGCACACAGUACUCCAGGUUGGAUCAUCAUUGUUGGCUUUAUUGUUGGUGUUGCAGCACUGGUAAUGGUCUGCGUUGCCAUCGCUACCAGAGACAAGUGGAAUGGACCAAACCAGGUGUCCCAGUCAGAGACCAAAACUGACUCCUCUAACCAGCAGAGGGAGCUAGAGAUGGAGACAUUCCUGCAGAAAGACAAGCCCAGGGAGAAUGGAAAGGCAGCAGAGUACACAGUCAUCCCUCUGGACGAGCUUCCAGAGGAUUAUUCAACACACUGAGGUUUGGAGAGAGACCCUCUGGAGGCUUGAGUCUCACCACAGAACCAUGAGACUGUGUUUGGAGCACAUGGAUUUGAUCAGAGGAACAUAACUGUCUGGGCUGUUGAGCUAUAUUUUUUGUGGAUUUUCACAGCUCUAAGCCCAUUCUGAACAAGACUUAUGGUCUGGUUUUUCCUGCUGACUUUGAAAAACUUGUUCCACACCUUCACUUUGAGGCUAUGGCACUACUUUGGUAGAUAAAUUUCGAUAAAUUAAAACUCGAUCAUUAACUGUAAAAUACAAAACUGGUCGGGUAAGAUGCAUGAACAUUUAUUUCACAUACAAGUAAAAAGUAUUUUUUGUCUUUUAUUUCCAGGUUUUUCAUUGUAAAUAAUUAAUGAUUUUGUUAUUGUUUUUUUUUAACUGGGAAGAGAAAAUAAUUCUGUUGAGUCAUUCUGUGUAUUUGUUAUUUGUAAUAUAAUUUAAAUCUCUUUGUAAUGAUAUUGUUGAAGACUCUGUUGUGGACUGUAACUUAUAUUAAGCCUCUCUUUUCCCCACAUUCAUUAUGGACGUUCUGAGUAUUUAACAGUGCUCAGCCCACUAACUCAUUAGCUUCUCUUGACAACCUACACAGCAUUUCAGCUGUUGUAACAUGCAUUCACUGGAUGUUCAUAUGCUGCAUCACAACCGCCUUUAUCUGAGAAAUAAACACAACGGCAGCUCAUCAAUAAACAUUUAUUUGUUUCUGUUAAAUAUUUACUCACAAGUAUUAAAACAUUUAUACAUUUUCAGUC
Molecule: messenger RNA, 2060 nt
Organism: Lates calcarifer (barramundi perch)
Lineage: Eukaryota; Metazoa; Chordata; Actinopteri; Centropomidae
Product: mucin-4
Exons: 10
Coding region: 97-1287 (396 amino acids)
Source: RefSeq, a predicted model, not a curated record